Molecule: messenger RNA, 2358 nt
Organism: Limulus polyphemus (Atlantic horseshoe crab)
Lineage: Eukaryota; Metazoa; Arthropoda; Merostomata; Xiphosura; Limulidae
Product: collagen alpha-1(IV) chain-like
Exons: 4
Coding region: 71-1264 (397 amino acids)
Source: RefSeq, a predicted model, not a curated record
ACUUCCAGGCAGCUUAGGGAUCCAGAAAUCUGGAGUAACCAAUAGUCAGUUUCCUCAAUCAGAAAAAGGAAUGGUCACACCUCCAGCACUUCCAGGCAGCUUAGGGAUCCAGAAAUCUGGAAUAACCAAUAGUCAGUUUCCUCAAUCAGAAAAAGAAAUGGUCACACCUCCAGCACUUCCAGGCAGCUUAGGGACCCAGAAAUCUGGAGUAACCAAUAGUCAGCUUCCUCAAUCAGGACUUGGAAUGGUCACACCUCCAGCACUUCCAGGCAGCUUAGGGAUCCAGAAAUCUGGAAUAACCAAUAGUCAGUUUCCUCAAUCAGAAAAAGAAAUGGUCACACCUCCAGCACUUCCAGGCAGCUUAGGGACCCAGAAAUCUGGAGUAACCAAUAGUCAGCUUCCUCAAUCAGGACUUGGAAUGGUCACACCUCCAGCAUUUCCAGGCAGCUUAGGGACCCAGAAAUCUGGAGUAACCAAUAGUCAGCUUCCUCAACCAGCACUUGGAAUGAUCAUACCUCCAGCAUUUCCAGGCAGCUUAGGGACCCAGCAAUCUGGAGUAACCAACAGCCAACUCCCUCAACCAGGACUUGGAAUGAUCACAUCUUCAACAUUUCCAGGCAGCUUAGGGACCCAGCAAUCUGGAGUAACCAACAGCCAGCUCCCUCAACCAGGACUUGGAAUGAUCAUACCUCCAGCAUUUCUAGGCAGCUUAGGGACCCAGCAAUCUUCAACAUUUCCAGACAGCUUAGGAGGUCAACAGUGUGGAAUAACAAGCAGUCAGUGCCCUAAUCCUAGCCUGGGAAUGACCCCGGCACAUUUUCCUAGCAGCCUAGUUGGUCAACCGUGUGGAAUAUCAAGCAGUCAGUGCCCUAAUCCUAGCCUGGGAAUGACCCCGGCACAUUUUCCUAGCAGCCUAGUUGGUCAACCGUGUGGAAUAGUAAUUGCAGGAAGCUAUGCCAGCCUUGGAGGGAUGCCUUUGUUCAAUGCAAAUGUACAGGCUCUAAGGACACCAGCUCCACCACUGUUUGUAAAUAACUGCAGUAGAUCAGACUGUGGUAUGCCAGCAUCUGGCUCAGAAAUGCAAACAUCACCACAGAAAACCAACACGUGGACUUGCAGUGGGAAUGUGGACAUCAGUGUUGACAAUCUGAUGCCAGUCAACAAAUCUACAAAGCCAGCUCCUCCGAGCAUGAAUCAACUUUUAGGCAACACCCAACAGAUUUUCUUUAAGCCAGGAUCUACAACAACCUCCAGUUGCAAGUAACUCUACCCCUGCCAGCCUUUGUCUCGUUGUGGGUAGCUUACCACCUUCCAUGGAUAAACUUCCCAAGAAUCCAGCUUCAGAUUUACAGGGGUUUACAUCAAUGUAACUAACAAGGUUCUCACACAAGAAACUGCCAAUGUUGACAUUAACUGCGCUAAAACUGAAUGCAAGUAGAUUUUGUGUUUUAGCUCAAAAUAUUUAUGGGUUUAGUGGUUGAGGAAGUGAUACGUCAUGGAAAACCAAAUUGUAUGUAUCAUGUAAGUGAAAUCCAGUUCUGGAAAAACAGAGAAAUUGUUAAGAAUUUUGUUUGCACCGAAUUAGAUAGAGCCAUAGCUGACUAUAUUCAAUUCUUUACUUGCACUCGUACAGCUUCAGAUGUAACACUACGGUGGAGUUGAACAGAGUCUGUAAUUACAAGGACCGAAGUAGGUUGGUAACACAGUUAAGAUAUGCUGAUACAGCUCAAACCAGAAGUUUUUGCAUGUAAAAUUACUGGCAAUCUUUGUUAUAUAUGAUGUAAGGAACAUUCCUGGCUACUUGUAGAUGUAAUGGGUGAAUAUCGAAAAUCAUUUCUUUUGUUUCGUAAAUCACUUUCAGGCACGAAAAAGUCUUUCAUUUAUUUGAGCUCUAAGUAAAAGUAAAGUUUGUUACAUUUUUUGUUCUUAUUUAUACAGAAUUUUAAAUUCUGUUAAAAAUUUAAUGCUUUCUAUGUUCGUACGGUUGUGAAUCGUGAUGUCCUCUCUGAAACUCAAGUUAACCUUCAAAAUAUUUUAGUUAAAAUAAGAAUCUCUUCUCUUAAAUGUAAACAACAUAUAAAAUUUUGAUAUAUAGAAAACUGUAUUUUAUUUUAUUUUUUUUCACACAGUUUAAUAUGUACAAUUUCAAACGUGUAACUUACCAAAGAGCAGGAUUUUAUUUCAUUUGAAGAUGAAUCUCGUUCCUAUACGUUGAUGUAAUAUUUAAUAAUAACUUAUUUCUAAUAUUUAAUUAUUUAUUGUUAAAAAUAAGUGAGGUUUUGAAAGAUUUAUACAAUUAUUCUUAACUUGUUUUACCCUGAACUAGAUUAAAGUAAAUAUUGUUUUUAACCAGUUGUU